GCCUACGCGGGGCCGGGAAGCCUCGGCCUGGGAGUAGCAGCCGCGCGGCCCUCAAUCCCCAACCCCCCCCCCACCACCCCCCGGGGAGGGAGGGGGUGUGAGCGGCGGCGGCGGCGGAGCGGCAGCAGUUGGAACCGGCGGCCGUUCGUGUGUCUCUCUCCCUCUGACGGUCACAGUCCGCGUCGGUCACAGCAACAGCAGCAGCAGGUCGGGAUUCAGGGGGAGAGAUGGAGGCAACGGCGUCCGGAGUGUUUUGCAGCAGGAUGAUGAGCAUGGUGAACCGGGAGGACGUCAACGCCAUCGUCCAGGCCCAGAGACACAUGCUGGACAGGUUUGAGAAGACCAACGAAAUGCUGCUGAACUUUAACGGCCUGUCGAGUGCGCGCCUGCACCAGAUGACGGAACGCUACCAGCACCACACCCGCACGCUGGUGGAGAUGAAAAAGGAUCUCGAUAGUAUAUUCCGGCGGAUAAGGACUCUGAAGGGGAAACUUGCCAAGCAGUACCCAGAAGCUUUCAGCAGUGUACACGAAUCUCCCAUGUCUGAAGACGAGGAUUUUGAGCCGUUGCCCAGGAACUCGCUGGUGCUGUCAACUGCUUCAUGUCCGAGCUCGGAGUCCAGUGACACGAGUCCCACGCUGCUCUCCACCGGGGCGAGUGGGGACUCGGAGGACGCCUCCCACGGCCCCCCAGAUCUCCCCAUCAUCAACGGACAGAUCAGCGGCCGCCGGCAACCACAGCAGCUCCCCCCCACACGGGAUCGGGGGAGAACAGAGAUUAACCUGGGAUCGGGGUAAACAAAUAACCUUCACGACAACUCCCCACCACCCCCUCCCCCUCACACCCCCACCUUCCCCUCAC
Molecule: messenger RNA, 861 nt
Organism: Callorhinchus milii (elephant shark)
Lineage: Eukaryota; Metazoa; Chordata; Chondrichthyes; Chimaeriformes; Callorhinchidae
Gene: kxd1
Product: KxDL motif containing 1
Exons: 5
Coding region: 228-797 (189 amino acids)
Biological process (GO): lysosome localization
Cellular component (GO): BORC complex
Source: RefSeq, a predicted model, not a curated record